This is a messenger RNA of Myzus persicae (green peach aphid), 2229 nucleotides long. Its product is annotated as 17-beta-hydroxysteroid dehydrogenase 13-like. Lineage: Eukaryota; Metazoa; Arthropoda; Insecta; Hemiptera; Aphididae. The transcript is spliced from 6 exons. The coding region runs from base 1093 to 2073 and encodes 326 amino acids. Gene Ontology annotation, cellular component: lipid droplet. Gene Ontology annotation, molecular function: oxidoreductase activity, acting on the CH-OH group of donors, NAD or NADP as acceptor. The record is from RefSeq and is a predicted model, not a curated record.
UACUGUUAUUAAUCUAUUAUUUUAUUUGAUAAAAAUAAUUGUAUAAACACCUAAACACAAUUUCAUAUUUUUCAUAUUUUUAAUCUAUACCUAUUUUAUUAGUGGUGUGACGUGAGACGUGACCUUUAGUCAAUACGGUGUAAGGUUAGUUAUUAUAACUCAAAACGUAUUUGAAAUACGAUAUUUAUACAUAGUAUAUACCAGCUGUGACUUGCCUAAAAUAUGUUUAACUCAUUAACUGUUAAUAAAUAUAAAUUAUAAAUGUAUAUGUAUCAUAUAUUAGGUUUAGUUUAGUUGUAUAGGUAUAGGUACCAGGCGUAUCAUUUGAGGAGUUUUAUACUGCAGGGUGUGUCUAAUUUGCGCCUAUUUUUUGUAAAACACAUUCUUUGGCCCGCUAAAAAUAAAACCAAAGCACUAUUAUGUGCUUUAAUAAUCUGUUGUAUUUUUUUACUCUUAAAAUAUCUUUUCGCAGUAGUUUAACAAGUGCCAACUAUCAAGAUAAAAUUGAUAACCUGAGACGGUCGUCAGUAAUAAGUAAUAACUAACAACUAUUAGAUAACUAAUAAGUAAUAUAUUUCACUUUAAAGAACAAAUAAUAAUAAAAAUACAAUUUUCAGUAGUAUUAUAUUGUCAUUUAUACUGCGUAAUUACAAUCAAACGGAGAAUGAACUGAAUCAUAAUCGUUAAACUGAGAUGAUAAGUAAUCACUAACUAAUAAUUGUAAGUCUACAAGUUACAUAAGAAGUAAAUUUUUCCAAGUACUACAACCAGAAUCAUGGCAUUGAAAUAUUAAAAUUUAUAUUUGUUUCUCAAAUAAAAUAUUAAAAUACUAAUAUAAAAUAAUAUUGCCAUAUUAACCUUCGUGCACUUUCAUUAGUUAUCUGUGAAAUUAAUUUGCAUUACAUUGUCAUUUUCUUGUUGACAUAAAAUUUAAUUGUAAGUUACUCAGCAAUUUUUGAAAAAGUGUGUCAUUGAAUCAUAUGAUCGAUUGCGGCGUCAAAUAAUUUUAAGUAUUGAUCAUUUCAGCUUUGUUCGGUUUCAAUUACUUUAGUUAAUUUUAAAUAGCUGGUAGGUAACUGAAGAUAAACAAAUAUGGCAAUCAUGAAGAAUAAGACUCCCAAAAAAUGUCAGUACAAACAAAUCCCAGCCAAUCCGAUCAGAUUAAUAUUUGAAAUAUUGUUGUGCGUUCUACUUAUAAUACCGGCUGUUCUAUGGGCAACAAUACAACUAUUUUAUAAAUCUCCACGAAAAAACAUAAACGGACAAGUGGUUUUGGUUACCGGAGCAGCUCGAGGCUUAGGCCGCGAGCUUUGCUUGAGGUUCCACAGGUUGGGCGCCAAAGUUGCUUGCGUUGACGUCGACGGCGAAGGGUGCGCAGAGACGGCGAUGGCGAUCAAUCAUCACGGCGGAAUGGCCAAAGGUUACAAAGUGGACGUUACCGACCGGAAGCAAAUCAAGGUCAUGCACGAGACCGUCGUAAAAGAACUGGGCCCCGUGGACAUAGUGGUGAACAACGCAGGCAUCGUAUUGGCCCACAUGUACGUUAAUCCCGAAUCUGAUCAACUUAUCGAGGACCUGAUCAACGUCAAUCUCUUGGGACAGAUUUGGAUCAAUAGGGAAUUACUGCCCUCGAUGUUGGAAAGAAAUCACGGACAAAUUGUUGCGAUAUCGUCCAUGUCGUCGAUGAGUGGAUUGUCUGGAAUAUCUACUUACACGGCCGCCAAAUGGGCGACAAAUGGCAUGAUGGAGAGUUUGCAUAACGAACUGAGAGCAUUGAAAUCGGCCGUCGUGUCGACGACGGUGUGUCCGUACUUUAUAGAGACAAAUCCGGAAAUAUCUAAACAUUUAGAGCUCAGACUACCAGAAAUGCCCACAUCUUUUGUUGGUGAAAUCGUUAUGAAUGGUAUACUAGAAAAUCGAAGAAUUUUUUCAGUUCCAAAUCACUUCAUGCUUCCCGUUCAACUUGUGAGGACAUUACCUGAUAACUUACAGUGGUUAAUCAACAAAGUAUUCUAUGUAAAUAUCAUAGGAUUCCCGAAAGAUGUAGAAUUGAUGAACAGAUAUCGUCAGUAAAAAUGUUGAAGAAAACAAAUAGUAAUAAAGAUAGAUAUUUGUGUAAUACUGUUAUCUGCAGUGAGAAAAACGACUUAUAGUCGCACCUGUAUAUAGUGUUGACUCAGUACCUACCUAAUGUAAUUUGAGUUUUAUAAUAAAGGUGCCUAAAUUAAA